This is a messenger RNA of Folsomia candida, 1626 nucleotides long. RefSeq lists its product as uncharacterized. Lineage: Eukaryota; Metazoa; Arthropoda; Collembola; Entomobryomorpha; Isotomidae. The transcript has a single exon. The record is from RefSeq and is a predicted model, not a curated record. Gene Ontology annotation, molecular function: DNA helicase activity. Gene Ontology annotation, biological process: DNA repair; telomere maintenance. The coding region runs from base 1 to 1626 and encodes 541 amino acids.
AUGCAAGAAAAGUUUCCCAAGGAGUUCAAUGAGGUAACCAGACCAAACAUCAAAGGAUACCCGUUAUAUCGUCGUCGGAGAGGGACAACGGUUCAGGUUCGAGGAGCGACAAUGGACAACAGAUAUGUGGUUCCGUAUAGCCCCUACUUGCUUCUAAAAUACAAUGCUCAUAUAAAUAUCGAAGUUUGCACAUCGUUACUGGCUGUUAAAUAUAUUUACAAGUACAUCUAUAAAGGCUUCGAUUGUGCAAGUAUAGCAAUUACCUCAGAAGGACAACCACAACUUCGAUACAACGAAAUUGACAACUAUAUUAACGGUCGUUAUCUUAGUGCACCAGAAGCAAUGUGGAGACUACUGGAAUUUAAAAUGCACGAUAGAUCCCAUGCCGUUAUGAAACUUCCGUUUCACCUUCCUAACCAGCAACGAAUUAGAUUUGAAGAAGGUCGAGAAGAGGAAGCUUUGUUAGCUGCUCAAACUGGUCGAACUAAAUUGGAAUCGUGGUUUCACCUCAACACUAAUGAUCCUGACGCACAACAAUUUUUGUACACUGAAAUUCCACUCAACUACGUAUAUGUUAAAGGAAAUUGGCAAAAGCGACAACGCGGUGGAAACAAAUUCGUUGUUCGGAUGUACCCCGCCAGUUUGAAGGACGAGGAAAAUUAUUACCUUCGAUUGCUACUACUUCAUGUUCGAGGUGCCACCUCCUAUGAGUCAGUCCGAACAUUUAACUCAAUUACGUAUUCUUCAUUUAAGGAGGCAGCCAUGGCACGGGGACUUCUUGAGUCUGACGAAGAAUGGGACCGGUGUUUAUCAGAAGCCAGUAUUUUCCAGAUGCCAAAACAAUUGCGAGAAACAUUUUGUUAUAUCUGUUGUUUUUGUCAGCCUGCCAAGCCGCUGGAUUUAUGGACCAAAUUUCAAGUUGAAAUGUCUUUGGAUUACUCACGAAACCGGCAGAACGAUGAUGCUGUGAAUAUGGCGCUUCAUGAUAUAGACGAAAUUCUUCAGCAGCAUGGAUUAUCAUGUACAAAAAUUGGGCUGCCGGAACCAACUGGGCAGGCACCUCAAGAAGAAUGUUUUAACCCGAUUCUGGAAGCUCAGCUUGCUGAAGAGCGAAUAGGAAUGCUUAAUGCAAACCAGCGAGACGCCUUCAACGGGAUUGUACGUGCUAUCGAUAAUGCUGAAGAACCAGAACGUGCAUUCUAUGUGGAUGGUCCUGGUGGGUCGGGAAAGACUUUCUUAUACACCACCUUAUUGUCUUUUGUUCGAGGAAGAUCUCAAGUUGCCUUGCCAUUUGCCACGACGGGGAUUGCAGCCACGUUGUUAAAAGGAGGUAGAACCGCACAUAGUGGAUUUAAGCUUGAAGUUCCACUUAGUGAUACAUCCGUUUCGGGGUUACGACCAUCUUCAAAAGAUGCAGAUGUGCUUCGUCAAGCCUCUCUCAUACUUAUCGACGAGAUCACCAUGCUGUCAAAACAUGGGCUUAGGUGUAUCGACAGAUUGUUGCGUGAAGUGAUGAGUUGCAAGGAAAAGCCAUUCGGUGGAAAAGUGAUUGUGAUUAGGGGAGAUUUUCGGCAAACCCUUCCAGUAGUCCCAAGAGGAUCCCGCGCCCAAAUUCUUGAAUGCUGA